AGACAAGCAGCAGACUGGGACUCUGAUAGCAGCCAUGUUCAGAAACAAAGAGGAGGAGAGGGACCCAAACGUCACCACUGUCAACACUGUGACAAAUCCUUCACAACAUCUGGAUAUUUAAAGAUUCAUCAGAGAGUUCACACUGGAGAGAAUCUACACAGCUGUGAUCAAUGUGGGGCAGCUUUCACACUACAGAGUCGCCUAAAAAACCAUCAACGCAUUCACACUGGAGAGAAGCAGUACAGCUGUGAUCAAUGUGGGGCAGCUUUCACACGACAUAGUAACCUAAAAAGACAUCAACACAUUCACACUGGAGAGAAGCCGUACAGCUGUGAUCAAUGUAGGGCAGCUUUCACACGACAGAGUGACCUAAAAAAACAUCAAGGCAUUCAUACUGGACAGAAUCUUCACAGUUGUGAUCAAUGUGGGGCGGCUUUCACACACCAGAGUAACCUAAAAAUACAUCAACUCAUUCACACUGGAGAGAAACCGUACAGCUGUGAUCAAUGUGGGAAAACUUUUUCUAAUAAUAGUAAACUUAAAAACCAUCAGCGCAUUCACACGGGAGUGAAGCCGUACUGGUGUAAUCAAUGUGGGAAAACGUUUUCUGAGAGUGGUAGCCUUAAAAAACACCGACGUGUUCACACUGGAGAGAAGCCAUACUGGUGUGAACAAUGUGGGAAAAUGUUUUCUGAGAGUGGUAACCUUAAAAAACACCAGCUCAUUCACACUGCCUCGUAGUGAACAUGUUUCAGAGCCAAGCUGUUUCCUCCUGCCUCCUCCUCAUGCCCUGAUAGCUGUGUUGUUAUAUUCUGAUCUUCUCUCCGCAUUGAAGGCUGACCAAUUAAAAAAUCCCAUCACGGUUUACUAAGGUGAUGUAAAAUUGCUGAAAUAUUUAGUUUAUUAUCCCUUAAGACAAACAAAAGAAGCAAACAUUCAUAACUGAGAAGCUUUAAUCAGAACAUGUCUGCUGCUGCUGCUUAAAAAAUGACUUGAACAGUUAAUCUGUUUAAACUGUGUCUGUGCCGCCGCCAUCUUGAGACAGACAGCUGAUCUUAAAGACUCAGAAAAAGAUUUUUGUACUGCUUUUGGAUGUUCAUGUGAAAUAAAUGAUAAACUAAGCAACAUGGAAUAACAUUUCACAGAUGAAAAAUAUGUUUUACAAUAUUUAACUAUUACGGAAUCGUUGAAUUUAAUAUCACAAAAGGUAACAUUAAUCCUUCAUUUAAGCUAACAAUAAGUUAAGUGACUGUCCUGAUACUGAAUGCUAAUGCUAGCUUGUGUCAGGUAAAGUAUUUGUUAUUUCAGUAAUUAGUAAUACCUCAGCUGAGUGUGUUACUGAACAGUUUCUUUAAUUGUGUAUAGACCAGCUGGUUGUAUUUGGGGGGAAGUUUGUGAGCUUUUGGCUCAUUCUGGCAUUUUUAACCCAUGUAUAAACAUUUGUUUUAUUAAUUUGCUCUGUCCUCUUCUUAAAUAAACUGAAUAGAAUUGAACUUUCA
Molecule: messenger RNA, 1499 nt
Organism: Sander lucioperca (pikeperch)
Lineage: Eukaryota; Metazoa; Chordata; Actinopteri; Perciformes; Percidae
Product: gastrula zinc finger protein XlCGF49.1-like
Exons: 2
Biological process (GO): regulation of transcription by RNA polymerase II
Molecular function (GO): DNA-binding transcription factor activity, RNA polymerase II-specific; RNA polymerase II cis-regulatory region sequence-specific DNA binding
Source: RefSeq, a predicted model, not a curated record